UUGUACGACGUUGAUCGUUUUAAUGUCGAUUUGAAAUGCUCUUACACAAUUGAUUACACCAAUUUAUACCUUGCAGGGUCUUGCUGUUUUUGGUUUUCGAGCCAGUUGGCUAAAAAAGGCUAAUGAGUGGCCUGCUACUGCCCCUCGUGGCUCGAUAAAAACGUGACAUCAUAGGCCAAAAGAUAUUAUUGAAAUGUAAGGCUUGCAAUAACGGAGUUAUGAAUGACAGCGUUGUUGUAAUAAAAAACACCUAUUAUUUCACAUUGAUCCAAAAAGGGAGCAUGAGGGACGUGUUUUUUUAGCCUACCUUUGUUGGAAAACUGAAAAGAAAUCUGUGUUGCUGCUAGUUGUUUAGUUGAUAAUGGCUAGGCCUACAGCUACUCAGAAAACAAUAUAACGUUUUUUGCAUAGUGGGAUAGAGACUGAAAAAGUGAUGGAUGAUUUUAGAUUGCUGUAAGUCUUCCUCAACCAGAGCAUGGUUGCUUUCCUUGACAAGGACAGGACCAUGCCUUACCAGGGCAUGGUGGCUGCCAACAUACACUCUGCAGAUUGCACUUGCACAGAUACCUGCAAUAUCAAGCCAACUGCACCACUGCCGGUGAAUUGCAGUGAAAAAAGCAUUACCCUACCUGUGAAUAAGGGUUUUACCAAAAAGCAGACCCUCUUCCUCAUCCACCUGAUGAGGAUCCACCUUGAGGUAAAGGGCGAGGGAACAGCAAAGUCCAUCCAUGCCCUGAACCGGCGGCUAAAGUUUGGGAAGAAGUCAAAGAAGCUGCGGAGGUGGGAGGAGAUUGCUGGAAAGCUUGCCAAACAGUUCGGGGAGCACUUCCAACAGUUGAAGGUGGGGCGCAAGUGGUUCACACUGGUGGAGGCAUAUAAGAGAGUCAAGGACAACGUUGCGUCGACAGGAAGGGGGCCUGGCCGCUUCAAAUUCUACAAAGAGAUGGACGAGCUGCUUGGGGGAAACCAUGACGUGGACCCACCAGUUGUCGGGAGCGAUUGUGCUGGUGUGGUGGUACGCCGUCCCAAUGCACUGAGGAUGUCCAACAGAGCUCGCUCACCAGCGCAGCCCACCAGCUCCUCUUCCUUGUCUCCUGCUUCUUCCACAGCCAGUCCAGCUCCAGUUCGAGACCCCACCAGACCCCCGGACACCCCGAGAUCGCGGAAGCGGUCCGACAGUACAAGGGACGGGGCUACCUCAUCUGUGUCGCCCACCAGAGCUCCCUCACCAGCGCAGUCCACCAGCUCCUCUUCCCCAUCUCCUUCUUCUUCCUCAGCCAGUCCGCCUGCAGUUCGAGACCCCACCAGAGCCUCCGACACCCCGAGUUUGCGGAAGCGGCCGAGGGAGGACGACGUCUUGUCCUACCUUGAGAGAUCUGAUGCUGCUGCGAUGGCUGCCUCCCAGAGGCGGCACGAAGAGUCCCUGACCGAGAUGAGGUCGCUGAGGGAGGAUCGGAGGAAGUUCCUCCAGUUGCUCAGCAGCAUGGUGGACAAGAUGUGAGGCGGGCGCAACGACAACGGACACAAACCUUUAACGAAGAUUUUGUCUCCUUUCUAUUUCACUAUUUCUACCUUCUAACUAAAGAAGACAUACAAUCUGCACAUAUGUACAUUAUCCUUGUUUUAUUAUUAUAACCUUUUGUCUUGUACACAUUUGAAUGGUGUCUUUCUCACAGAUUCUGCUUCAAAAAUACAUUUAUUUUUUAACUCA
Molecule: messenger RNA, 1711 nt
Organism: Gadus macrocephalus (Pacific cod)
Lineage: Eukaryota; Metazoa; Chordata; Actinopteri; Gadiformes; Gadidae
Exons: 3
Coding region: 476-1501 (341 amino acids)
Source: RefSeq, a predicted model, not a curated record